Messenger RNA from Physcomitrium patens, 3407 nucleotides. Its product is annotated as pantothenate kinase 2. Gene Ontology annotation, cellular component: nucleus; cytosol. The record is from RefSeq and is a predicted model, not a curated record. Lineage: Eukaryota; Viridiplantae; Streptophyta; Bryopsida; Funariales; Funariaceae. Gene Ontology annotation, biological process: coenzyme A biosynthetic process. Gene Ontology annotation, molecular function: ATP binding; pantothenate kinase activity.
UUCUUCUUCUUCCCCAUCAUUUAUUUUCUCGGGCCUCAUAUGUCUGCUCUUCACGAGCUCAGGGUCGCCUUCUUCACUUGUCAGACCAAUUCCGAGAUCGCGGGCUCCUGGUCAUGUCAUGGCUUGGUCGUCUUGUCUAAUUCUAGAGGGCGUUUCUCAUAGUUUCGGAUUUUCGGUGUUUGUGCUUUGGUUUCGGUAACACGAGAACCUGACAAUAGGUGCGAAGCUGCAGUGAAAAUGAUUGCUUGGUGUUGCUCUUGAGGGGAGGGAGCGAGUCUGUCUUUUGAACCGGGCAGGGAGAGUUUUUUAGUUAUAACCGGCUUUCACUAAGUUUGAGACUAGGCGCCAAAUCACUGCCAUGGCUAGCAGUAAUCCACCACCAGACAACGGUGAGGAUCCUGUUGGUUCAAGAAAUCUACCUGUGAGGCCGGUGCUUGACCUUCGCGGGGCUGCCAUUCAGGGUUCCCACGAGGACAGGAAUCCUAGCAUUCUGCUUCCAAAUCAAACCGAGGAGAUUUCGCAUUUUGCGGUUGAUUUGGGGGGAUCUUUGAUCAAAGUUGUGUAUUUCUCCCGUCGCGCAGAUCGAGAGGCAACGAAUUCUGGGAACAGGGCACUGUCGCCCAUUAGGAAAUUGGAUCACUUGAAGAGGGGCGGGUUUGAGGCCGGGUUGCGACGGUAUGGGGGUUUUCCGAUCCUUGGAGGGAGGUUACAUUUUGUGAAAUUUGAGACUAGUAAGGUAAACGAUUGUUUGGACUUCAUUCUUUCGAAGCAGCUUCAUUUGUGUGAUAAGAGGGAUGCAAAAGGUGGUGUUAUCAAGGCUACAGGAGGCGGAGCGUUUAAGUUUGCGGACGUAUUUAAGGAGCGGCUAGGGGUUACCAUCGACAAGGAGGAUGAGAUGGGAUGCUUGGUAGCAGGUGCAAAUUUUUUGUUGCGGGCGAUAAGGGACGAGGCUUUUACUCACCUCGAAGGGGAAAAGAAGUUUGUACAAAUUGAUCAUAAUGAUUUGUAUCCAUACUUGUUGGUGAAUAUUGGGUCUGGCGUGAGUAUGAUCAAAGUGGAUGGUGACGGGCAGUACGAAAGGGUCAGUGGAACGAACGUCGGUGGUGGUACAUUUUGGGGUCUUGGUCGGUUGCUUACUAAGUGCAAGAACUUUGACGAGAUUUUGGAACUCAGCCAGGGUGGUGACAACAGCGCAAUUGACAUGCUGGUUGGGGAUAUUUACGGUGGCCUUGAUUACUCGAAGAUUGGCUUGUCAGCGUCCACUAUAGCAUCAAGUUUUGGGAAGGUGAUUGCCCAAGACAAAGACUUAUCUGAAUAUAGGAGGGAGGAUAUUGCGCUAUCGCUUCUGCGGAUGAUUUCAUACAACAUUGGGCAGGUUGCAUACUUGAAUGCUCUGCGGUAUGGAUUGAAGCGCAUCUUUUUCGGUGGCUUCUUCAUCAGAGGACACGCAUAUACGAUGGAUACCAUGUCAUUUGCUAUACGAUAUUGGUCCAAAGGCGAAGCUCAAGCCAUGUUUCUGCGACAUGAGGGCUUUUUAGGCGCACUUGGGGCGUUUCUGAGUUAUGACAAGCACGGAUUAUCUAAUCUAACUGCUCACCAGUGUGUUGAAAGGUUUCCGAUGGGAGCUCCAUAUGCAAAAGGGGAGAUUUAUGGACCUCCAAUUCGUGAUCUCAAUGGAAAAAUCACGUGGAUGGACAAGUUUGUAAGUAAAGGGAAUGAAAUUACUGCUCCGGUCCCAACAACAUUCCCCGGAACGACGGGACUUGGAGGAUUUGAGCGACCUCUUGCGGCUCUUGGGCGUUCAGUCUCCCUUCGUUCAGAUGCAAGCGCGGCUCUGAAUGUUGGAGUCCUUCAUCUUGUACCAUCUCUUGAGCCUUUUCCUCUUCUAGCUGAUAUCCAGAGCUAUGAACCGAAUACCAUUGAUUUAAGUGAUCAGUCAGAGCGUGAGUAUUGGCUUAAGGUUCUUGCCAGCAAUCUUCCUGAUCUUGUCGAGAAGGCUGUGGCAAGCGAAGGUGGCACUUCGGAUGCAAAAAGGCGAGGCGAUGCCUUUGCUCGUGCGUUUAAGGCUCAUUUAGCCAGGUUGCGGGAAGAACCAGCAGCGUAUGGACAACUAGGGUUAGCCAAUCUCUUAGAGAUGCGAGAAGAAUGUCUACGCGAAUUUCAUUUCGAAGACGUCUAUUUGGCCAUCAAACAACGAGAAAACGAAGCUUCAAUGGUCGUGCUACCAGAUCUGUUAGCGGAGCUUGAUAGUCUUGCACCCUCUGCAAGGCUUCUAGCGCUGAUUGAAGGCGUUUUAGCUGCAAAUAUUUUCGACUGGGGUUCUCGUGCAUGCGUAGAACUCUAUCGCAGCGGGACUAUUCUUGAAAUAUAUAGAAUGAGCCGAAAUAAGAUGAAAAGGCCAUGGCGAGUGGAUGAUUUUGAUUCUUUUAGUCGAAGGAUGAUUGUUGACAAUGAUACAGGAGUCCCACUGAAACCCCAUAAACGUGCACUCUUGUUUGUUGACAACUCAGGAGCCGAUAUUGUCCUUGGGAUGAUUCCAUUAGCCCGGGAGCUUCUCAGGAGAGGGACGGAGGUUGUGCUGGUGGCAAAUUCUCUUCCUGCAAUCAAUGAUGUUACAGCCGUUGAGCUGCCGAGCAUUGUGGUAGCUGCAGCUAAGCACUGUGAAAUCUUACGAAGAGCUGCUACUGCUGGUGGGCUUCUAGUGGACGUGCUUGAUGACGGUUUGACAGAGAAGGAUCUGGCUGCAGUUCCCUUUUUAACUGUGGUCGAAAAUGGCUGUGGUAGCCCGUGCAUUGAUUUUCGACAGGUCAGCUCAGAGCUGGCUUCCUUGGCCGAGGACACGGACCUGGUUGUGUUGGAGGGUAUGGGUCGUGCACUACAUACGAAUUUUAAUGCCAAGUUUAAGUGUGAUGUUUUGAAGCUGGCGAUGGUUAAGAACCAACGGUUGGCACAGCAAAUCAUCAGCGGUUCCAUCUAUGAUUGUGUAUGCAGAUUUGAGCCUAAAGAGCGUUUUUAAAUUAUGGCUAGGCUAAUAUUGACACAGCCUCCCGUUCUUUCCUUAAGUAUGUCAAUGCUUAUUGAGGCGCCGAGAAAGUGCCUAAUAAUCUGCAAUAGGACUUUGUGUUGGUUUGCUCCGAUUAGCAGCUGGCAGGUGGUUGAUGAUUCUGUACAAAAGCAAACUGAACUAAUCUUUGAUUGAUUAUAUUUGCUGUAGCGUGGCUUGUGAUACAUUCUUGAUAGCGGCCAGCCUUUAUUUAGUCGGUGAUGGAACAUCAGCGCAUAUUCCAUGCCGUGAUUUUAAACUACCACUUCCGAGCAAAGCCACGCGUAUAUAAAAAAUAUGUUUCCUAAUUCAAGGAAAGCGAUUUUGGCCUAAAAUAGUUUUUGGAUCUAAUUCUCGAGUUUAA